AUGGAAAUAAGUGGUCGGGGGCGCAUUCAGUGGCUACUUGGUUUCAUCAUUGGAAGAGUCUAUCGUGGAGCCGAGAACGCAGGCGGCGAUACAUUUAUCAUCCACAUUGCCCUCGGGAAGCCGAGAGACUUGAUGGGAUCCAGAAUUGAAAGCCUUCUCCGAGGCAUCAUCGCCCGGCUUGUCGAUUGA
This is a messenger RNA of Clonostachys rhizophaga, 189 nucleotides long. Lineage: Eukaryota; Fungi; Ascomycota; Sordariomycetes; Hypocreales; Bionectriaceae. The record is from the annotation of a GenBank genome assembly.